CGGGCCUCAGCUCUCACUUCUCCUUUCCCUUCUGGGGAUUCUCUCUGCCCAUACAUUUCCCCAGCUCAGASCGGUGAGGGCCCCGCGCCGUUGAGCCAUGGCCGGGGUGCUCUGGGGGGUCCUGCUCGCCUGGGCACCGCUGGCGUGGCUGGCAAGGGCUGGGCAGUCCCAGGAGCUCUCCUCCUCCUCGGGGUUUGGGGUUUGCGACCGGUCCCUGAAGCUCUCACGCCUGGAGGUGCUGCCGGGCGGGGGCUGGGAUAACCUCAGGAAUCUGGACAUGGGCAGGGUCAUCAACCUGGGCUACUCUCAGUGCAAGACCACCGAGGACGGAUCUUACAUCAUCCCGGACGAGAUCUUCACCAUCCCCCGCAAGCAGAGCCACCUGGACAUCAACUCCGAGAUCAUUGAGUCCUGGAAGGAUUACCAGAGCGUCACCUCCGCCUCCAUCAACCUGGAGCUGUCCCUCUUCUCCGCCAUCAACGGCAAGUUCUCCUCCGACUUCCACCGCACCAAGACCCASCAGGUGCGAGACCGCUCGGUCACCACCCGGGUGCAGGUCAGGAACCUGGUUUACACCGCCAAGGUGGACCCCGAGGCGGCCCUGGACGAGGCCUUCAAGAAGCAGCUGCUGRCCAUCGCCAGCCACCUGGAGAACAACCAGACGAAGAUGGCCGAUUUUCUGGCCGAGGUGCUGGUGCUCAACUACGGCACCCACGCCAUCACCUCGGUGGACGCGGGAGCCRCCCUGGUGCAGGAGGACCAGAUCAAGGCCACCUUCCUGAAGGACAGCUGGGCCACGCACAGCGCCGUCACCGCCACGGCCGGCGCCACCUUCCACAGCAUCGUCAGUGUGGGAAUGAAGGAAUCCCUGGAUGCCGGCUCCGACUUCACCAAGCGCUACCUGGAGAACCGCACCAACUCCAGGGUGGAGAGCAUCGGCGGGACCCCCUUUUACCCAGGCAUCACCCUCAAGGSGUGGCAGGAGAGGAUCCAGAACCAGCUGGUGGCCCUGGACCGCGCAGGGCUGCCGCUGCACUUCUUCAUCAAGCCGGGCACGGUGCCGGAGCUGCCGGCGCCCACGGUGCGGAAGGUGGCCCGGCGGGUGGAGAUGGCCAUCCACCGCUACUACACCUUCAACACYGCCCCGGGCUGCACCGACCCCUCCUCGCCCAACUUCAACUUCCACGCCAACACCGAUGAYGGCUCCUGCCAGGGCACCGUGGCCAACUUCACCUUYGGGGGAGUCUUCCAGGAGUGCGCCRGCCUGGCCGGCCCCGACGCCGGUGCACUGUGCCGGGYGCUGGAGCAGAAGAACCCCCUCACCGGGGCUUUCUCGUGCCCUGCCGCCUACACCCCGGUGCUGCUGGGCAUGCAGGAGCGGGAGGAGGGCCACAGCCACCUGGAGUGCCACAACAAGUGUGUCCUGGGCAUCUUCUGCCACCGCGAGUGCCAGGAUGUCUUCUGGCUCUCCCGGGUGCRGUUCAGCGCCUACUGGUGCGCUGCAAGCGGGCCAGUGGCCCCAAACUCGGGAUACCUUUUCGGGGGGCUGUUCAGCACCCACAGCGCCAACCCCCUCACCGGAGCCCAGUCCUGUCCCUCGGGCUACUUCCCRCUGCGGCUCUUUGGCGAGCUCAGCGUGUGCGUGAGCCAGGAUUACGAGGCGGGGGCCGAGUACGCGGUGCCCUUCGGGGGCUUCUUCAGCUGCCAGGCGGGGAACCCCCUGGCYGGGCAGCACCGGGGCACGGCCGGGGACCCCCACGCCAAGGGCUGUCCCCCGGGGUUCAGCCAGCACCUGGCGCUCAUCAGUGACAGCUGCCAGGUGCAGUUCUGUGUGCAGGCCGGGCUCCUGACGGGGGGCUCGCUGCCGCCCGCCCGCCUGCCGCCCUUCACCCGGCGCCCCGCCAACCUGCCRGCCGUGGACACGCUGCUGGUGCGGGACGGGGCCAGCACCUGGGUGAGGGACGGCCAGAGCCACGUGUGGCGGCUGGCGCGGCCGGACGAGGCCAAGCACGUGGUGGAAAUGGUCGGGGGCCGCRGGCUGUCGGGGGGCCAGGUGGCCGGAGUCACCGCGGCCGUGCUGGUGGGGCUGGCCACCGUCCUGGGGACGGCCUGGUACGGCCGCCGGCGCUACAGGGCCAGGGGGUACCGCUUGCUGGGCACAGGGGAUGGCACGGCCACSGCCGGCCCUGAGCCCAGCACAGUGCUGAAUGUGGGCGAGGGCUACCAGCAGGAGCCAGAGGGAACGGUGCCCUAAGCGCCCCC
Messenger RNA from Malurus melanocephalus (red-backed fairy wren), 2262 nucleotides. It is a transcript of the gene MPEG1, whose product is annotated as macrophage expressed 1. The transcript has a single exon. The coding region runs from base 98 to 2254 and encodes 718 amino acids. Gene Ontology annotation, biological process: defense response to bacterium. The record is from RefSeq and is a predicted model, not a curated record. NCBI's taxonomy places the organism in Eukaryota, Metazoa, Chordata, Aves, Passeriformes, Maluridae.